GCUGUUUUACGCGACAUGAACGCAAGUACCGUGUUUAGCAAGAUAGAUCUCAAGUGGGGUUUUCACUAGUUUCUACUCAGCGAGGAAAGUCGCCUCAUCACUACGUUUGUCACGCACAGAGGGCUGUAUCGGUACAAGCGGUUGAUAUUUGGAGUGACAUCGGCACCAGAGAAAUGUCAGCAAAUUAUCAGAGACAUGUUAAGGGGUUGUGCUGGGGUUGCCAACGUAGCGGACGAUCUUAAAGUCUUUCCAACAAUUCACGCCUUUGAGUGACCACAUGUCAAGUUAUGUUAACACUCUGAAAAUCUCCAAUUGCUGACGGCCUAUAGAAACACAGAAACGUCCAGUAAAGUCUCAACAGACUCUCAUCAAAAACAUAUUUUUCGGGUAACUACCCAACAGUUGAGAUUCUUUCGCCAUUCCUCGUCGUAUUCCUUACCUUUUUUAAAUUCCAUCACUGGAUUCUUCUCCUUUUUAUCUUUCUCCACUCACAUGCUAGGUUUAAACGCAGACAGAUAGCAAAGAACUCCAUUUGCAACCGAAAUCAGGAGAUGUUAAAACGUUUGGAAUUGAAGGAUCAGGAUGUUCUGCCGCAAGAAACAUCUCACAUUGGUCAUUUAUGUUGGCAUGUUACAAUUGACCAUUCACACUUUGGCGGGUUAAAGAAUUUAGUUUGAAAUACAAUUUUUUUAACAACUCGCCCGAUUGAUCCCUCCCGUAAGUCACACUUCCUGGGUGGAAUCAAUUACUUUCCUAUUAUUUUGAAUUAAUCUAUUUUCCACGAGGUCAUCAUUUGGCGAUGACACUGGGCUCGAAGAUUGCUUGAGACCAGGCAGAAGAGGUUUCUUCUCAGCAGUGUUUACCAUGAUCAAGCUUUAUGGGUCUGACAAAGUUUGGUGGAGGCUCAAAGGUUGUGCUAAUGAACAGGGAUUUCUGAAUGCUACAUCAGUGAAAAUGCUAUUUGUUCGUUGUGUUGAAAUGGCUGUCUUUGUACUUCAGAGACAUUAUGGUGAUGUUGUUGUCGUCGAGGAACAUGGUCCAGCAGUAACCCUGAAAAUAACUACUCCAAAUGGAAGACAUAUUUCUGUGGACUUGACUUUGGCUAUCCGAGUUCAGUGGCCUGUUGUUGCUGAGGAAUGGACCACGAGGCCUCGAGUUUGGCCAGAUCAGAACCAUUUACAACUAAUAGUUUUUCAAGAUGGAUGUCAUCUGGUUGCAAAGAAACCUACUGGUCCUGAACACUAUAAAGAUUUGUGCUGGAGGUUCAGCUUUUCAGCUGCUGAGAUGAGACUGUUUAACUUGGGAGGUAUUGCAGAUGGAAAUCAAAAUUGUUUAAGGCAGGUUUUACGGAAACUGAAAACAUUUGGGCCUUACCUGAAGCCCUUGUCUUCAUACCAUUUCAAAACAAUCUGCUUUUACCUACGUGAGAUGACACAUUCCUUCUUGUGGAGAUAUGAUUAUUGUGAGGAAAGGCUUAAGGACCUACUUUUAAUGCUUGAGAAUUGUUUGACAGUUCAGUCUUGUCCGCAUUUUUUUAUCAAAACUUUUAACUUGUUUGAAGAAUUUAGCCCCUUCAUACGUUGUGACUUAAUUAACAAAGUAAGAGAUCUCAGAAUGUAUCUAGAGACACCUGUAGCAGGAAAUGUUAUCCAAGCACCUGGAGGAGUAUUCAUCUGUUGAAGAUUUAUGAUUAAGUCCUUUAUUAAAUGUAGAGGAUAUCAAAGUUGAACAAGCGAUGUAUGUGUAUUGUAAUUUAAUAAUGUCUGGAAUUUAAGUAUGCAAAUUGAGGGGACAUUUAUAAUUUUCAGUACAGAAACAGAGGGGAAUAGAUACAACUUGUCCCGGAAAUAAAACAUACUACAUUUUCCAUCUUUUAUUAGAUUGCGAUAUAAUGAAACAUUCUUGGCCUGUAUCAACCCUGAACAUUACUUUUGUAUGUACUAUUUUUUAUUGAUAGAUAUAUUUUUUUAUUGAUAGAUAUAUUUUUUACUUGUACACUUUUAUACCGCAAUGUGUAUAUUGGCUGUUAUUCAUCUACUUUUUAUUUUGUGACUAAAUUCCCUUUGCCAUUGGCAUCUGUUCAGGGAAUACAUUUCCACUUUUUCUACCAAUGGGUUUUUUACGUUUUUCAUAUCCAACAGUGCUACAUCAUUAUCUUUUGAUUUUUUACUGCUGUUGAAGCAAGGGCAAUAGAAAACAAAAUAAACCUAAUCAUGGAUAACAUUUGUCUGAC
This is a messenger RNA of Pocillopora verrucosa, 2233 nucleotides long. The record is from RefSeq and is a predicted model, not a curated record. NCBI's taxonomy places the organism in Eukaryota, Metazoa, Cnidaria, Anthozoa, Scleractinia, Pocilloporidae.